Molecule: messenger RNA, 2534 nt
Organism: Erigeron canadensis
Lineage: Eukaryota; Viridiplantae; Streptophyta; Magnoliopsida; Asterales; Asteraceae
Exons: 19
Coding region: 66-2351 (761 amino acids)
Source: RefSeq, a predicted model, not a curated record
UUUUCUAAUUUUCUCAUUCAAAUUAUAUUGAAAUGGAUUGAGGCCGUACGUACAGUUUAACAACAAUGGCAUGGAUAAGAUCGGCGAUGAACAAAGCUGCUGAAGAAGUACGAGGAAGGUCCAGUUUUGGAGAUGCUGUUCGAUCGCAUACCGGUUAUAAUGUUGUCCGCAAUCCCGGACCCAACAGGGCAGCUCAGAACAUGAGAAGCUAUAAGGAGGCAAUUAGAAGGCUUGAAGAAGCUUCUAUUUGUUUUCAAGGGGAAAAAAGAGCUCAGUUGCUAAGAAGAUGGAUAGUUUGUUUAAAAGAAAUUGAAAGACUGGAUGCAGGUUCGGCUGUGAAUGAUGAGAAAAUAUCGGAGGAACCUAAUACAUCAAGUGUCAAGUAUGAUGUUCCGGAUGUUAAAGAGGUAAAUGUUACUCGUUUGGAUAUGAAUAUAGCUAGCCUGGUACUAUAUUAUGAUCAAGAUCUUGGUGUAUCACCAGUGAAUUUCCGCGAUGUUUUUCUUCACAGUCAGGCUCUUGAAGGCAUAACAAUGUCUACGAUUCUUGGAGCACCAAACGAGGAAGAAGUUUUUCUACUAAAAGAGCUGUUUGGAUUGUGCCUCACAGGAGAUAAGGAAGUCCAUGAAGUAAUUGUAAAAAGGAUUCUAGAUUUGUCAAAAGCUUUCUCAGUGUAUGAUGAUGAAGUGCUGGCAAAGAAGAGCGAAUUACUUGAUUUUGUACAAAGUGCAAUUGCUGGGCUGAAAGUAAAUUGUGACAUAUUGAGAAUAGAUUCUGAAGUCUCAGAAGUUCAUCAAAACUUGAAAAGAUUUGAAAGUCAGGAACUUCUUAUCGAGAGCGAUGGAAGUUCUUUGGAUGCAACAAACAAUGCGACAUUGGAGGUUAUAAAAGAAUCUGUUUCCCCAAUUCGACUUUGCUGUAGGCUGGAGUCACUUUUACUUAUGAAGAGAUUGUUGAACACUGGGGAUACAGCAGAGGCCCACUCUCAUAAGGUUGAUAAAUUAAAAGUUCUAUCGGAAUCCCUUCUUAGCUCAGCAUCUAAAACCGAAAAGCGCAUAUCAGAUCAUAGACAGCAGAAAGAAGAAGCCCUUCAUUUUCGUGUAGCCAAAACUAGUGAAGUAAGCCAGAUUGAGAAGGAUUUAGCAGCCGAAAUUAGUGUGCUUGAAAAGCAGAGAGAUGAACUUGAAGCUGAGUUGCAGCAGGUAAAAAGCUCAUUGACUGCUGCAAAUGCCCGUCUUCAAAAUGCAAGGGAAGAAAGAGAACAAUUUGAUGAUGCUAAUAACCAGCUCCUUGUAGACUUCAAGUCAAAGGAUGACGAACUCUCAAAAGCAAUUGUGUCGUAUAGAGCAGAAGCAGAUACUUGUAGUGCCUGUGUUGAUUUUCUGGAAGCUACCUGGGCUGUCCAAUCCUCUAUUACGGAGAAAAAGGAAAAGAAUGUUAACGAUGAGUUGGAGACGCUUGAGGAAUACAUCGUUAAUGUUGCUAGGAGUCUUUUAUCUGCAUACAAGGAUGCAUUGGAACCUGCCAUCCUCAAUGUGAAGAAACAUAUGAAGAACUUGAAAAGGUAUGAGAAAGCAAUUGACCCCGAUGAAGAAUUUUUGCAAGAUAUUGAGCAAAGAAAAGCUCUUGAGGAGGCAUAUCUGGCUGCAGAAACGAAGGUGCUUACAAUCUUUGAUGCGGCGGACAGUGUUAAAGAACUAUUUUACCACACAUUUGAUAAUGUUUCUAGGAAAGGUAUUGAACCGGUUAAUGAGAUGUGUGAUGCUAUCGAAAAAUUCAAAGUAGAUUUUGAAGCUUUACCAAGACCACCUUUGAGGUAUGAAAAGUCAGCUGAGGGAGAAAAUAUGUCAUCUAAGGAAUACCCUGGAAAAGGUGCACCUCCAACUUCCAAACUUGUGCUGGCUGUGGAUUUAAAAUCAAUUCUUACACAGAAACUGGUACCCCGAGCUCCAAAUAUACGACCAUAUAUACCUUUAGGUGGGAGUCCGGAGAACUCUCCAUCAAAACAGCAGAUUGAAAAAACAACGCCGGUAGAAGACAAUGAGACUAAAACUAUAGAUAUUGAGAAAGAAAGUAGGGAACCGUUAAUAAUGAAACAUGACGCAAAAAUAGAAACAACAGAAAGCCAAGAAAGUAGUAUUUCUCAACCUUCUACAAGUGAGGACAAGAAGUUUCUGGAACUUUCUACAGAAGUAGUCUCUAAAAAAGUAGUGAACCCUGAUAUAGCAGAAUAUGAACACGAGAAAACGCUUGUGCCUUCUACUAGUGACAUUGAAUAUUCAUCACUGAGUUCCACAGGUGAGGGAGAAAAGUUAGCAGACACUGAUGAGGAAACAGCAAAUUCGGGUUAGAAUAUGAUGAACAGCAUAAAAAUCAUGAGCCCUGGUUAGUUUAAAAUAUCUGAUACAUGAGCAUUCUGGCCUGUUCCAUUCAAUGGUAUUAGCAUCUUAUAUAUUAUUGUAUUUUCAACACUAAAUAGUGAAGGCAAAGCUUUGAAAAUCACAUAGAUAUGUUAUAUUUUGUACAUUUGUAUA